Messenger RNA from Osmerus eperlanus (European smelt), 1269 nucleotides. RefSeq lists its product as uncharacterized. The transcript is spliced from 4 exons. Bases 227 to 637 code for a protein of 136 amino acids. Lineage: Eukaryota; Metazoa; Chordata; Actinopteri; Osmeriformes; Osmeridae. The record is from RefSeq and is a predicted model, not a curated record.
ACCACAUUGGACAGAAGCGUCGGAAAGGAUGUAAAAUCCGAUGAAAACGACAAGCUAAAACGUUCGACUUGGAUAAGCGAAUAUUCUUCUUCAUCUUUCAGUCUCUGGCUUGUUGUAGCCUAAACAGUCUACAGCGAGGGCAAACUGUCAUGAUAGCAGAGGCCGGCUGGUGUUCCCAAAGGAACCGUUGGUGAGAGGAGCCCUGGGAAAGGAGGGGUACUGAAGGAUGCCCUCCGCCCAGGGCACGCUGUUGACCCUGGGCUUGGUGCUGUUUGUCGUGGGGGUGGUGACACACUUUUGCAUCCGUUUAGAGCCAGUGCAUCUGCUGGGUAUUUACCUGGGAUUCGGAGGGUUGGCCAUGGUGAUGAUAGGACUGUGUGUUUCUAUGAAGAAAGUGGUGGCCGUCCCGGGUCACUUCCUGUUGCACCCUCGGACGGGCACACGCUUCAGUCAGCAACAGGCUCUGGCCAUACAGAGGAGGUUGGACCGAGUCCGCAGGGAAAUGUCCGAGGACCCGGAGAUCCCGAGGCCCCCCCCGGAGUCCCCCAUGUCCUCCACCCCCCCUCCCUGGGACAUGGAGCCGCCCCCCUCCUACGACACCGUCAUGAAGAACCAGGGCCACGCCCUCCAGCAAUGACCUUUCACCCCAGACGGGGGGACCGAGCCCGUGACACAGGGAAGCGACGACAGCAAAAACAAUGUUUCCGUCCAUCUGUGCCUUCAUGUUGUGGGUGAUGACUCACAGAGGGGGAAACCCCACACCAAAGCUAGUCCAACAAAGUUAACACGACUGUGAUGAGAUCUGUGCCUUAACCCUUCAAAGUGAAAACUCAAGACUAGAGCUGGACCUUUCCAGAGUGGAACGGCAGGAAACACGACUGUAACCUUGACUGAGACCCUCACACAAAACCGGCCUUGUCCCUCCAGGAAUGUCAGUCAGAAUUCUGUCCCCUGAUCUUUUAGAAACCCCUCUCUUCUGCUUGCCCGUCCACAUGUAUCCAUGGGUUCGUCUGUCUGAUGGAAUGAUGACCGCUUGUGUUGACAUGCUCUAUAGUGCCUUGUUGAAAGCAGAGAACGAACAGACAACAUUUCAGUAUUUUUUUCGGCCAGCAAGAUUGUGGCCACCAUUUGGAAGAAUGUUCAGUUGUGUUCUGUGAUGUCACAGGAAACGUGAGUUUGUGUACAAGUGGGUGGAGUUUCAGUUCACAUUUCUACAUGAAUAAGUCUCAGGCUUUAAAUGUACCAAACAGUCAAAAAUAAACAUGCGAU